AUGAAGAUGCAUUCGCCAUGUGAUGGAUUUGGGCUCAGUCAGGGAUGUUUAUGGAAUUGUGUGCUGAAGGUCGUGCGUAGCCAGUUGAAUGGUGGUUGUCACUCCAAGAAGAGAGGCUAUGAGAAGACAGAUGAUGUUUCAGAAAAAACUUCUCUAGCUGAUCAAGAGGAACUAAGAACUAUAUUCAUCAAUCAGCCCCAGCUAACCAAAUUCUGCAAUAAUCAUGUCAGCACUGCGAAGUACAACAUAAUCACAUUCCUGCCAAGGUUCCUUUAUUCCCAGUUCAGAAGAGCUGCUAAUGCGUUUUUUCUUUUUAUUGCAUUACUUCAGCAAAUACCAGAUGUAUCACCAACAGGCCGUUACACAACAUUGGUCCCUCUCUUAUUUAUUUUAGCUGUAGCUGCAGUGAAAGAGAUAAUAGAGGAUAUUAAAAGACAUAAAGCUGAUAAUGCGGUGAACAAGAAAGAAACUCAAGUACUACGAAAUGGUGCAUGGGAGAUUGUCCACUGGGAAAAGGUGGCAGUAGGGGAAGUAGUGAAAGUGACCAAUGGGGAACAUCUCCCAGCUGAUCUCAUCAGUCUGUCAUCAAGUGAACCACAGGCUAUGUGCUACAUUGAAACAUCUAACUUAGAUGGUGAGACAAACUUAAAAAUUCGACAGGGUUUGCCACUAACGUCAGACAUAAAGGACAUAGAAAGCUUGAUGAGACUUUCAGGCAGAAUUGAAUGCGAGAGCCCAAACCGACAUCUCUAUGAUUUUGUUGGAAACAUCAGGCUGGAUGGGCAUGGUACUGUUCCAUUGGGACCUGAUCAGAUUCUUCUACGAGGAGCUCAGUUAAGAAAUACGCAGUGGGUUCAUGGGAUAGUUGUCUAUACAGGACAUGACACAAAACUUAUGCAGAAUUCAACAAGUCCACCUCUUAAAAUGUCUAAUGUGGAACGAAUUACAAAUAUUCAGAUUUUGAUUCUGUUCUGCAUCCUUAUUGCCAUGUCUUUGAUCUGCUCUAUUGGUUCAGCUAUAUGGAAUCGAAGGCAUACUGGAAGAGACUGGUAUCUUGAGCUAAAUUAUGGUGGAGCAAGCAACUUUGGAUUGAAUUUCUUGACUUUUAUAAUUCUCUUCAAUAAUCUUAUUCCAAUCAGUUUGUUGGUUACGCUUGAAGUUGUUAAAUUUAUCCAGGCAUAUUUCAUAAAUUGGGACAUAGACAUGCACUAUGAACCUACGGACACUGCUGCAAUGGCUCGUACUUCCAAUCUCAAUGAAGAACUUGGACAGGUCAAAUACAUAUUUUCUGACAAAACGGGUACCCUGACAUGUAAUGUCAUGCAAUUUAAGAAGUGUACUGUAGCAGGAGUUGCUUAUGGCCAUUGCCCUGAGCCUGAGGAUUAUAGUGUUCCUUCAGAUGAUUGGCAAGGCUCACAAAAUGGAGAAGAAAAAAUGUUCAGUGACUCAUCAUUACUGGAGAAUCUUCAAAGCAAUCAUCCAACUGCACCUAUAAUAUGUGAGUUUUUGACGAUGAUGGCAGUGUGUCAUACAGCAGUUCCAGAAAGAGAGGGUGAUAAAAUUAUAUAUCAAGCAGCAUCUCCAGAUGAAGGAGCAUUGGUCAGAGCAGCCAGACAUCUUCGUUUUGUGUUCACUGGAAGGACACCUGACUCAGUAAUCAUAGAGUCUUUGGGACAGGAAGAGAGAUAUGAACUGCUAAACGUCCUGGAAUUUACAAG
Molecule: messenger RNA, 1718 nt
Organism: Cariama cristata (Red-legged seriema)
Lineage: Eukaryota; Metazoa; Chordata; Aves; Cariamiformes; Cariamidae
Product: phospholipid-transporting ATPase IA-like
Exons: 20
Biological process (GO): phospholipid translocation
Cellular component (GO): plasma membrane
Molecular function (GO): ATP binding; ATP hydrolysis activity; ATPase-coupled intramembrane lipid carrier activity
Source: RefSeq, a predicted model, not a curated record